Messenger RNA from Xiphophorus hellerii (green swordtail), 5064 nucleotides. It is a transcript of the gene camkk1a, whose product is annotated as calcium/calmodulin-dependent protein kinase kinase 1, alpha a. Bases 736 to 2274 code for a protein of 512 amino acids. The transcript has 17 exons. The record is from RefSeq and is a predicted model, not a curated record. Lineage: Eukaryota; Metazoa; Chordata; Actinopteri; Cyprinodontiformes; Poeciliidae. Gene Ontology annotation, biological process: CAMKK-AMPK signaling cascade; protein phosphorylation. Gene Ontology annotation, molecular function: ATP binding; protein serine/threonine kinase activity.
GUUUAAUGGAGGCACGGUAUGAAAGAUUGGACUUCGUGGCACGUGCGGCAUUAAAGCUUAUUAUGAAAUUCAGCGCACGUGCUUGGUUAGACGGAAACCGAGCCGAGUUAUUGCUGGACGCGAAUCCUUGGUGCUUCACAGCAGCGCUCGUCUUCGGGUGAUAACGCUGCGCGAAGUGGGCGGAUUUUAGGACCCGCGGGUGGAUUCCUGUUCGAAUAAUAAAAGUUGUGGGGAUCAGUUCGCUUGCCGACGCGAGACAAAAGCAGCCGGACUCCAUCAGAAAGUGUUCGUGGGUCACCCCCGCCCUCCCCGCCGGUGCUGUUCCGAACCUCUCCGCUGCGGCGGUGCAGCGGUGCAGCGACCAGACAAGCCGAGCGUAGCGAUCCCUCCGCCUGCUUCACUCAUACAUGUAAACAGACGCAGGGAAAGGGGGGCGCGUAGGCUGCCGUGUCCGUGUUUUCCGGAAGAGAGGGCGUGAAGCAUGGGACGCAGCUCCUGUCGGGAGCCGAUCCUGCCACACACCUAGAGCUCCGAAGCCCGUCGGGUCAUCCGCUGCCCAGCUCGGCUGUGAGGAGAGGCGCGGAGCAUCCUAACGGGACAUCCCUCCGGAUCCCCUCCGGUGGAGAGCUUCCAGGAUCCCGUUUGGAGGGGUUCAGCUGAGGACCGCAGGCUGGCCCAGGUCAUAUUGAUGCUGCUGGGUGCUUCUUGGUACACGAUCACCCCCCUCUGGACGCCAUGGCGAUGAGCAGUGACCCGGGCUGCGAGAGGCUGGACCCCAACUCCUCCAAACAGACGAGCAGUCUCACCGACAUCAUGGCCGCCAUGACGACGAAAGACCCCGAAGGCUCGUCCGCCAACGGCGUGAAGAACGGAAAGGCUCAGCAGGAGGGCAUUCAAGGCAAGAGGGUCCAGGUGCUGCGACCUCACCUGUCCGGCAGGAAGCUGUCCCUUCAGGAGAGGGGCACCUAUCUGUCGGCGGGGUCAGAGGGAGGUUACACACACAUCUCCCCUCGAGGGGCUCGCAGGCCCACGGUGGAGUCGAAACGGGUGUCCAUAUCAGACUCUCAGGAUUGUAUCCAGCUGAACCAGUAUAAGCUGAAGAGUGAGAUUGGAAAGGGUUCCUAUGGCGUGGUCAAGCUCGCCUACAACGAAGAUGACGACAAACAUUAUGCCAUGAAGGUGUUGUCCAAGAAGAGGUUAAUGAAGCAGUGUGGUUUUCCACGUCGCCCUCCCCCAAGAGGACCCAAGGCAGCCCAAGGAGAGCAGCCUAAAGUCUUAGGACCCUUGGAAAGAGUUUACCAAGAGAUUGCCAUUCUUAAAAAACUAGACCAUGUCAACAUUGUCAAGCUGGUGGAGGUGCUCGAUGAUCCGUCGGAGGACAACCUCUACAUGGUGUUUGAGCUGAUGCGUAAGGGUCCAGUGAUGGAGGUGCCAACAGAGACUCCUUUCUCAGAGGAGCAAGCACGGCAACACUUCAGAGACAUCAUCCUGGGCAUUGAGUACCUGCACUACCAGAAGAUCGUCCACCGGGACAUCAAGCCGUCCAACUUGUUACUAGGAGACGACGGCCAUGUGAAGAUAGCUGACUUCGGAGUGAGCAACCAGUUCGAGGGCAACGAUGCUCUGCUGUCGAGCACUGCAGGGACUCCUGCUUUCAUGGCGCCAGAGACUCUGUCAGAGAAGUGCAAGAGCUUCAGUGGGAAAGCGCUGGACGUGUGGGCCAUGGGAAUCACCCUGUACUGCUUUGUGUUUGGGAAGUGCCCAUUUAUUGACGAGUACAUAUUGGCUUUGCACAAUAAGAUAAAGACCAAGCCUGUGGAUUUUCCUGAAACACCAAACAUCUGCGAAGAGCUGCGGACGUUAAUCUUGCGGAUGCUGGACAAGAACCCGGACACCAGAAUGACCAUUCCUGAGCUCAAGAUGGACCAGUGGGUGACCCAGGGAGGCACUGACCCUCUGCCUUUGGAGGAGGAGCACUGCUCCAUGGUGGAGGUAACGGAGGAGGACAUCCAGAACUCUGUGAAGUUUGUCCCCAGCCUCUCCGCUGUGAUCUUGGUGAAAGCGAUGUUGAGGAAGCGCUCGUUCAGCAACCCCUUUGAGUGCCCGAGCAGGCGAGAGGAGAGAUCCAUGUCUGCACCUGGCAGCCUGCUCAUGGACUCGUGGCCCUUCAGGCCCUCUUUAAAACUGCACCCUUCACGCAGAAAGAGCAGCGCGGGGGACGGGCCCAGAGAAGGAGAGCUGGAGGACCUCCACGAAGACGAGCCUUUCUCUUGAGGCACGACGGGAAGCCGAGCUUUCUGCUUUGACCACUGUGCGCUCCACGCCUUCACCCAGCUCCAAUCAGUGCCACAGUAAACCGUGUAAAUAAAUGGAUCUAUAAAUGUGAAAUAUCGCUCGCAGAUGCUAACGCUAACUUGGCUUGAUUUUAGAAAAUUCUUCAUUUUCUUCUGUUCUUUCUGGAUUUCUGAGCUCAACAGCUUACAGGUGACACCGCUGACCCAGUGAGAACAGCUUUUUUUCUCACUGGGUCCACUUGGUUUGCACACUAAAGUAAAAAAAAAAAAGAAAAAAAAAAAAGGAGAUCUUUCUUUAUUUCCGUGCAUGUUCAUUAUCAGAUCAUCUACAGGAUCUACUCAACAGUUUCUCUCUGACUAGCCUGUUAACCACACUGGUUUGUCUCUUCAGUGAACUACAGGGCUUCUGACUGCUGAUCAGUCUUUUUAAUUUUAGAGGCUGAUUCCUUGUUCCUGUCGCAGCCCUUUUUUUCUCACACCGGUGCCGUCGGUAACGUUUACAAGGAAGGCAGUAUGAAAAGCCUCCGUGCUGCCUUCAUGGACCAGCUCUACGACAGACGUCGAGCAGAAAGGACGUUGGCUUUGCUAUGCAUGCACACAUUUUGAAUGGCACUGCCCCCUGCUGUCUGACAUCAAGUGACUCCAGUGUUGGCAGGUUAGUUCACGCUUCUGCUCCUACUCUGCGAUUAUCACUGCUGUCAAACACAAUCUCUGCUUUUAAUGUAAAUAACAGAGAGGACUUUUAAAAUGCGGCAUUCUGAACGGUGGAUAGAAACGGAGACGAGAACUCCUGGAGUGUUAUCAAAACUGUAAAUAUAUGAUACAUACAUAUAUGGAAAUUUGUGUUUUUGCUCAGGAUUUUUUUUUUCCACUGGACAUUUCAGUGAAGGGCAUUUUUUGUUUAACGUUAAUUAAAAAAAGGGAAGCAAGUCACCUUCAGGUUCAACAGUUUGUAUGCAAAUGGUUAAACGUGUGCCAGUUCAUUAGGAUUCUUUUUUAUAUUUGCUAAGAAAAAAAGAGAAACAAAAAAAUUAUCUGUACACGCAUCACCAUAUCAUUCUGAGGUUCAGAGAAAAAUAUGUUGCUUUGUCAUUUUCAAAAACUGUUCUCUUACUGAACUGCUUGGUUGACCUUUGAAAAAAAAAUGUCGUAAACCAUAACAGAGAGGGAUGAGUGAAGGUCGUGAGCUUUACGGCCUCAUAAAGCGUGACAGAAGAGGAAAUGCACAGAUUUUUUUAUAAGUAAAGUUCACAGUUACUCAGAACAGUUGGCACCGAUUCAGAAACCGACACUUGUAGUUUACUUGGUCUCUGCGGACUCAGCUGUACAGUAGGGAUGUCCUAAUCCAAUCCCUCGAUCGGCUCUGAGUCCCAAUCAAUUUUUAAAACACCUGCAUCAGUCCCAAACUAAAAUAAACCCCCAACUGCCCCCUGUGCUCAGUUGGGGGCUCAGGGGUUACAGCUGUCGGAGUCUUAUGCUGCAGCCCAAUGAAACGAGCAGCUGCAAUUUGCAAACCCAGUUUUUAAAGUUUUAUUUUAGUGCGAAAGGCUUAGUAACAAAUGAUAAAUAUUUACACAUCUUAGGUGAUUCUUUGUCAGAUGAUUUUAGUAGCCUUUCGGAACCAAGCUAAGCUCGCCGGAGCAGCAUAUUGAGACUGGGAUAGUAUUUCAGUCGCUGUGAAUUAAAACCGAUUCACAGUCAAUUUUUAAAUGACUCAUCAGUUUCUGGGACAAAAGAUCCAUAUUGAGGCAUCCCUCUUGCAUCGUUUGGGUAUUUCUUUCAUGUCACUGGACAGAUUCCAAGCAAUUUAGUAUAAGAAUAAAACUCUUUCCAGACCAGAUCCAUCUAAUAUCCAGUGCAGCCCUUCACGUUCCUCCAUCUUGACCUCAGAAAUCUGCAUUAAUGAAAACAGAGGACACACACUGUAAGUGAUUUCUGUAGUUUUAUGCUCAAGGGUUUACACAGAUUUUAAAGACACUCCAUUUUAUCACAAAGCGGGUAAUGGAGAAUGUAUAAUGCGUUUGCAGUUUUGACCUUUAAUUUGAGUUUGUGUGUCUGCUUGCAGGGUGUCCUCUAUAGAAGGGCUCUUGAAACCAAAAAGUGUGACCAGCUGUGAUGUAUUUGCUUGUAUUUAUUUGCUUUUAAGAUUCACAUCAUUCUUUUAUAUUUUGUACAUUUCUCUAAAUCUGCAGUAGUAUGUUUCUAUGCAGACAGCUGUGAAAUUGUCCACACAUUUUUGACUUGUUGCACGGCCAGAGAUCACUCAUGUUGCUUUCUCUUGAAUCUAUAUUUUAAUAGAACGGAAACACAGCUCACAUUGAAAUGAAAUGAUUGCACUUUGAAACACACAGCUUCGUCUACAGGCUGCCAUUUUAUACAGUUGCCAUUAUGUACAGUUUCCGAGCUGAUGGUUCACCUGUAAAAGACCAUAUUUACUGUGCUUUUUUCUGCGAUCAGUCUGCAUGUCGCAAUUAUGUCAUCUACUGUUUGAGAAAAUUUGGCAAACUGCUUUUUCUUUGUGUAAAAACAACGUAGAGCAAAAACACUGCAUUUUAACUGCUGUUUUUGAUGUAUAUGUUCAUAUUAGGGAAAAAGGUGAAUGUUGUAAAACAAGGGCAAACUUUUAUUUAUUUAUUUUUUUGUCUUUCCUGCUGAAAUGUCAAUUAAAACAGAGCAGGGUGCAGAGUACAGGAGCAGCCAGAGGGGGCAGCAUUGGGUUUGGGAUCUUCUUCUGUGAUUGAAUCCAAAUACAGCAUUUUUUUUAACAUGA